AGUCUGUUCUGCUUCGUUGGCAGCAAGACUGUCUGCGAACUCGUGACUCUGUUUCAACGCUUCUGUGUAUGAAUUGAAUCUGUUAUAUUUAUAAUACCCCCGAUUAACUUAGUGGCUCACUGUAUAUAUAUAAAUUCCAUGUCCCCGAAUCCCUUUUUGCUUGAUGCUAUUUAGCCAGAAACUACAUAUUAAUAUUAACUGAAUUCUUUCAUCUUAUAAGCCAACCCAUGAAACGGGCCUGUGAUUCCUGCAUUUCUCGCAAAGUCCGGUGCGACGGUGCGCAACCGUGUCGCUCAUGCUUAUCCUCAAGCAAGAAAAUCGACUGUACUUAUUUGAAACCGGCACGAAAGCGAGGUCCGAAGUCGAGGCGUAUUUCUCGAGUUCUAGCCACCGCUGUUAAUGCGAGAUGGGCUACAAACGAUGAGUUAGAUGUGGUGGAUGCGUCGCAGAAUGUUGAGUCGGAGUCCGAUGCCGUGGGGGCGAGAUUCCUGGACCCGACUACAGUGGUUGACUCUUCGACUCAUGGAGAGGUUUCAUGGGAUAUAACUAAUCUGCCUGCUAACUCCAUGACUGCAUGUGUGUCCUCGAUGGCCCUUGAGACAAUUAUACAUGAGUAUCGAUCGAAAUCGUACAGUGUCUGGCCGGUAGUCAAGGCGGAAGGGCUGCUUGAACGAGUUCAAGAUGGCGGAAAUGACCCAGGCACAUAUUGCCUUGCAACGGCGCUCUGUGCUGCGACCAUGGCGCAGUUGGAUCUUCCGCCCAUUGAACAGGACAGCAACAUAGUAGACGGUGCCGUGCUGGCUGGCGAAUGCAUCAGGGUUCGAGAGCAGAGCCAUUAUAGAGAACAUCUUGAUCUGCGGAGCGUUCUGGCCUCGUUCUUCCUCCACGUCUAUCAUGCCAAGGUGAACAAGCGCAACUCUGCGCUGAUAUUCAUCCAAGAGGCGAUUUCGUGUGCAAGGCUUCUGAGGCUGGAUUGUGAUGAGAUCAUGUCGGAAGUUGCUUCAGAUGUGGUUGAUAAUGAAGGUAUAUUGUUUUUAUUACUCUGGGUUUCGGAAAGAGGAUACGCUAUGCAUCUAGGAUUAUCGCCUUCUUACGCCGAUAUUGUAAAGCUGCCAGACGCGAGCGCCAUAUCUGACAAUGUCCACGUUCAAGGACUGUUGGAACUAGCUAGGCUAUUCGUUGCCUUCGCACAAUGCAUCGCAUCUAAUAGCUCAUACCCCUUCACAGACAAACUUGUCACAACAGAAGAUUUCCUCCACGGCCUAUCCAUGCAGCGAGACCAGGCUGCAUUCGUUCGGUUGGCAGACUAUCAUAUAACCAAAGAAUGGAUGCGGACCAUCAUCUGGCAGCAAGCACUCUCCUUAGGACUACUCUCUUCAACUUCUUAUAAUGCACUAAUGACAUUUACUUUUCCUUCCUAUGUUGGUCGUGAUCUCUUAAGCUCACUGAAGGACUACAAUGCCGAGGAUCUCCUCCCACUUGGUCGGGACCAGCUCUUGAAAUGCUUCGAAGUGGCAAAUUCACUAGCAGACACUUUACUGUGUAAUCCAGCUGUAUCUGCAGAUUCCCGUUUCCGUCUUGGACCGCUGGAAUUCCUGCACGGGUUAUAUCAGAAAUUGUCACCUUUUCUUGAGCAGGAUCCGAUACUGGAUUCGAUAUUGCGCCAGAAAACUGCAGAAGCGCUUCUGAGAGCUCCUUCGCGUCUGUGGACGCUUGAUAUUGAGAGUACGCAUGCGGGUGUAAUGGACGAUAAGGAGGGAAAAUCUCGACCGGUCAAUUUGUCAUUUAAUAUGCCUAUCCAUUGAUGGAAUAGAUGCGUUUUCCAUAUUGGAUGAUCGGGAUGUGUGUGUAUAAACCCCAAUUCCAGAGAAUUAUACCAUAAUGAUUGGCCACUACUCUGACGAAAAAUAAUAUCCCUAAUCAGCAGCAAUUUUCAGCACAAUUCUUCCCGAAAUAUCCCCAUUCUCCAUCUCCUCAUACACUUUCGGAAGCUCCCUAAAUGGCCUAACUAUCACAUUCGGCUUCACUAUACCCCGUCUCACUAACCUCACCGCUUCCAUACACUCACUUAACGAACCAACCAAAUUGCCCGUAAUCUUCAAUCCCUUGAUCACAAUCGUCGAAAUCGGCGUCUCCAAAUG
Messenger RNA from Paecilomyces variotii, 2141 nucleotides. RefSeq names its product C6 transcription factor. Gene Ontology annotation, biological process: regulation of DNA-templated transcription. The coding region runs from base 228 to 1805 and encodes 525 amino acids. The record is from RefSeq and is a predicted model, not a curated record. The transcript is spliced from 3 exons. Gene Ontology annotation, molecular function: zinc ion binding; DNA-binding transcription factor activity, RNA polymerase II-specific. Lineage: Eukaryota; Fungi; Ascomycota; Eurotiomycetes; Eurotiales; Thermoascaceae.